AUGUAUCGCAAUAGAAGCAUCAUACUGCUCGUACUUUUCGCCGUGGUGCUUCUUCUACCGGCAUUUCAAGUUGAGGGACUUCUCUCUUUGACUAAACUUGAUUUCGAAUGCACAAAAAUUGUUACUUCUGCCGGAUCUAUACUUUGCAGACUUUAUGGAUCUAAGGGUAUGAGUGCUUACCUUCCUAAAACGUGCCAGGUGAGAUGUCAUGAUGCUAACCAGAAGCUGGACUUGCACCCGAACGUUUGCCUCUGGGGUAGCCCGAACUGCACUGAAGACCUGAAACAAAACUUCCUUAAAUGGAAGACUGACAUGGAGAAGAUAAAAGCGGACCUUACGAGUGAUUGGUGCCGUAAAUAA
Molecule: messenger RNA, 360 nt
Organism: Ixodes scapularis (black-legged tick)
Lineage: Eukaryota; Metazoa; Arthropoda; Arachnida; Ixodida; Ixodidae
Exons: 4
Coding region: 1-360 (119 amino acids)
Source: RefSeq, a predicted model, not a curated record